Papaver somniferum (opium poppy) is the source of this 1976-nucleotide messenger RNA. Its product is annotated as glutamate decarboxylase-like. NCBI's taxonomy places the organism in Eukaryota, Viridiplantae, Streptophyta, Magnoliopsida, Ranunculales, Papaveraceae. Gene Ontology annotation, molecular function: glutamate decarboxylase activity; pyridoxal phosphate binding. Gene Ontology annotation, cellular component: cytosol. Bases 128 to 1636 code for a protein of 502 amino acids. The record is from RefSeq and is a predicted model, not a curated record. Gene Ontology annotation, biological process: L-glutamate catabolic process. The transcript is spliced from 5 exons.
GGGAUUCAGCAUUCUACAACAAACCACUUCAUUCUUAUUCGUUUUCAUCUUCUUCUUUGCAAUCUCACCUUCUUCAUCAAUCAAUAUACUAUAUUUUGUUUGUUUGGUCUGGAAUUGAAAAGCCAAAAUGGUUUUGUCAAAGACUGCUUCGGAUUCUGAUGUUUCAAUUCAUUCGACUUUCGCUUCUCGAUAUGUUCGAACUUCUCUUCCCAGGUUUAAGAUGUCGGAAGACUCAAUCCCAAAGGAAGCUGCAUAUCAGAUCAUUAACGAUGAGCUGAUGUUGGAUGGAAAUCCUAGAUUGAAUCUUGCUUCGUUUGUGACAACUUGGAUGGAACCUGAAUGUAAUAAGCUUAUCAUGGAUUCUGUUAACAAGAACUAUGUUGACAUGGAUGAAUACCCUGUUACAACUGAGCUUCAGAACCGCUGUGUGAAUAUGAUUGCCCAUCUAUUCAACGCACCACUUGGAGACUCUGAAGCUGCAGUCGGAGUCGGGACAGUUGGAUCAUCAGAGGCAAUAGUGCUAGCUGGAUUAGCAUUCAAGAGGAAAUGGCAAAAUAAGAUGAAAGCUCAGGAUAAAUCCUGCGAUAAACCCAACAUUGUCACUGGUGCUAAUGUUCAAGUCUGCUGGGAGAAGUUUGCGAGGUACUUCGAGGUGGAGCUUAAAGAAGUGAAACUUAGUGAGGGUUAUUAUGUGAUGGAUCCAACAAAGGCUGUUGAAAUGGUGGAUGAAAAUACCAUAUGUGUAGCAGCUAUCCUCGGCUCGACCUUAAAUGGAGAAUUCGAAGACGUUAAGCUCUUGAAUGAUCUCUUGCUUGAGAAGAACAAGAUUACUGGGUGGGAUACCCCAAUUCACGUUGAUGCAGCCAGUGGGGGAUUCAUUGCACCAUUCAUAUACCCGGAACUAGAAUGGGAUUUCCGUUUGCCUUUGGUGAAAAGUAUAAACGUCAGUGGUCACAAACAUGGCCUUGUAUAUGCUGGGAUUGGUUGGGCGAUCUGGAGGACAAAAGAGGAUUUGCCAGAAGAACUUAUUUUUCAUAUCAACUACUUGGGAACUGAUCAACCCACCUUCACCCUCAACUUCUCCAAGGGUUCCAGUCAAGUUAUUGCGCAGUACUAUCAACUUAUCCGCUUAGGAAUUGAGGGUUACCGUAACAUCAUGGAGAAUUGUAGCGAAAAUGCAAUAGUACUUAAGAUAGGGAUCGAAAAGAUUGAUCGAUUCAACAUUGUGUCGAAGGACAAAGGAGUUCCAUUGGUAGCAUUCUCUCUGAAAGACCAUACUCAUUACACUGAAUUUGACAUAUCGCACAUGCUACGACGUUUUGGGUGGAUUGUUCCAGCUUACACAAUGCCGGCUGAUGCGCAACAUAUUACGGUGUUACGUGUUGUAAUAAGAGAAGAUUUUUCGCGUACUCUAGCAGAACGGCUUGUUUUGGACAUAUCAAAAGUUUUGAAAGAGCUUGAUAGCACAUCUGCAAAACUUACUGUGAAGAUAAAUAAGCAGAUUUCUGAUAACUAUGAGAAGCAAGUUCAAGAAAAUGGGAAAGCUUUGAGGAAUACAAAAAUGGAAACUCAGAUAGAGGUAAUUAAUAAACUGAAGCAGAUGGAGUUGGCUACUAAGACUAAUGGAAUAUGUUAAUUCGAGAUUAUUCUCCGGAGACUUGACUUUAUGUGAUUUAUUUUCUGAUUCAGUAAGUUUAUUUUGAGAAUAUUGUUUAUUAUUAUAAAGAGUUUGGAGAGAGUUCAAGAUGAUCCAUAAUGAUCCAUUUUGAGUAGUACAUUUUUUAAACAUAAAUGCUACAUGACCGUCCAAAAAAAAAACGAAAGAGAAACCGUGCAGACACAGAAAAUUGGUGGGUCCCGCUGGUGGAGAAUAACAGGGGUUCCAUUUAAAGGCCGCAUGUGUUUAUCCGGUUGCUGUGUAGUUUUAUUCCACGGUUUGGCAAGAAUUUUUGUUUUUUUAAUUUCUCCUAUUUGAU